Molecule: messenger RNA, 1170 nt
Organism: Tarenaya hassleriana
Lineage: Eukaryota; Viridiplantae; Streptophyta; Magnoliopsida; Brassicales; Cleomaceae
Product: high mobility group B protein 10
Exons: 7
Coding region: 33-974 (313 amino acids)
Molecular function (GO): DNA binding
Source: RefSeq, a predicted model, not a curated record
CUUACCUUUACCAAAGAAACCCGAAGAAAAGGAUGUUGUCGACCGAUAAUUCACCGCACCCUCAAAUUCACGUAGAGGCCGUUAAUGGUUAUCCCUCGGACCACAGCAACAGGUCCUCUGAUCCCUCUGGUUCUGUCAAGUACGAGGAUCUUGUCCGCGACUCCGAUCUUUUCUGGGAAACCCUCCGGUCUCUCCUCCGAUUCUCCGGCAGAACUUUGAAAGUUCCUACUGUGGGUGGGAAUGAUCUGGAUCUUCAUCGGCUUUUCAUCGAGGUCACAUCUCGAGGGGGCAUUGAAAGGGUGAUCAAGGAUCGGAAAUGGAAAGAAGUGAUUGGAGCAUUCAAUUUCCCGACAACAAUAACAAGCGCAUCUUUUGUCUUAAGGAAGUAUUAUCUGAAGCUGCUUUAUCAAUUGGAGCAGAUGUAUUACCUCCUAAAGCCGGUUUCUUCAAUCUCAUCAACAGAUGAAGCAAUGAGGAGUCUUGUCAAUGUAUCCCCAAACACCGAGGAAGGCAAUCACGAACUGAACGCUGGCUGUUCCGUUUACGGAAUUAUCGACGGGAAGUUUGAUAAUGGAUAUUUGGUGACCAUGAGGGUGGGUUCGGAAGAGCUCAAAGGUGUGCUGUACCACAUUCCUCAGACGCCUUGUCCUCCACUCAAUCUGGAAACUUCUUCGGCCAUACCGUCGAAGCGGCAUAAGAAGAGAUCAAGACUGGCUAUGGUCGAUUCUCAGCGACCUAAAUGCCAUAGGAGUGGCUACAACUUCUUCUUCUCGGAGCAGUAUGCAAGGCUUAAACUCGAAUACCAAGGACAAGAGCGAGCUCUCACCAAGAAAAUCGGGCACAUGUGGAGCAAUCUAUCUGAAUCUGAAAAACAGGUAUAUCAAGAGAAAGGGGUGAAGGACGUGGAGAGAUACAGGACGGAAAUGUUGGAAUACAGAUCUUCAUACGAAGCCACCGCAGCUGCUGCGCAGUAGCUCUCUCUCUCUCUCUCUCUCUCUCUCUCUCUCUCUCUCUGAGUUGAGUAGUUAAAAUGUCUAUUUGGUUAAUCAGCUGCAGAAUCUAUAUAAGCCAUGUCUCUUGUCUUAGGGUAGCGAGGUAUAUGUUACGGCUAUGGGCCGGACCUUUAUCUCUAGUUUAGUUUUCUCUGUGCUUUGCUUUAAAUUUGUUCCA